AUGAUCGACCUCGGCCAGCCCUCGCUGUUCAUCGCAGCCGGCGCAAUCCUCUUCAACCCGCUCUUCUGGAACUACAUCGCACGCAGAGAACACGCCACCCGAUUCCUCUCCUCCGCCUGCGGAUCCCCCCAUCGAGCAUGCUACCUCCUCGGCGCAGUCAUCUUCGCCAUCGGACUCAUCAGAGACCAUCUCUUUAAGCAGGCACUAGACAACCAGCCCAGCCACCCUCUCCUCAGCCACCCCGCCAUCCAGCUCCUCGCCAGACUCGCCUUCGCAGCCGGCGCCACCCUCGUCGGAUCAUCCAUGUGGGCACUCGGCAUCACCGGCACCUAUCUCGGCGACUACUGCGGCAUACUCAUGGACCACGUCGUCCAGGGCUUCCCAUUCAACAUCACCUCCAGCCCCAUGUACAGCGGAUCCACACUCUGCUUCCUCGGAACGGCACUCAGCUAUCGAUCACCGGCUGGCAUCCUCCUCACAGCGAUCGUCCAUCUCGUCUAUCGCAUCGCACUCAGCUACGAAGACCAACAUCUACCGCCAACGAGAUCUCAAAUCAAAACAUCACUAGACUCAACUCCUGACUCAACCAUCUGUAUAUUACACAUCAACUGGCCGGUGUAA
Messenger RNA from Puccinia triticina, 621 nucleotides. RefSeq lists its product as uncharacterized. Gene Ontology annotation, biological process: phosphatidylcholine biosynthetic process. Bases 1 to 621 code for a protein of 206 amino acids. Gene Ontology annotation, molecular function: S-adenosylmethionine-dependent methyltransferase activity. The transcript is spliced from 5 exons. Lineage: Eukaryota; Fungi; Basidiomycota; Pucciniomycetes; Pucciniales; Pucciniaceae. The record is from RefSeq and is a predicted model, not a curated record.